Messenger RNA from Monosiga brevicollis MX1, 589 nucleotides. RefSeq lists its product as uncharacterized. Gene Ontology annotation, cellular component: SCF ubiquitin ligase complex; cyclin-dependent protein kinase holoenzyme complex. The record is from RefSeq and is a predicted model, not a curated record. Gene Ontology annotation, biological process: regulation of mitotic cell cycle. Bases 64 to 288 code for a protein of 74 amino acids. Gene Ontology annotation, molecular function: protein kinase binding; histone binding; cyclin-dependent protein serine/threonine kinase activator activity. NCBI's taxonomy places the organism in Eukaryota, Choanoflagellata, Craspedida, Salpingoecidae. The transcript has 4 exons.
AAACAGGACGCGUCGACGAGGACACGACGACCCGACGACCAGUGAAUCUGCGACGCCGGCAUCAUGGCUGACCAAAUUUGCUACAGUGUCAAGUACUUUGACGACACGCACGAGUACCGUCAUGUCAUCCUUCCCAAGUCUAUUGCGCGCCAUGUCCCCGAUGACCGUCUGAUGACCGAGACCGAGUGGCGCAACCUCGGCGUUCAGCAGUCUCGAGGCUGGAUUCACUACAUGAUUCACCGCCCUGAGCCCCACAUCCUGCUCUUCCGUCGCAAGAAAACGUGCUAAGCACGAUCCCAGCAGAGAGACGGACUUGACGGGUAGCGCCAUUGACUCCCUCCCUUCAGGCCAUCUUCCUUUGCACACGUUCCUUUGAGUGAUUCUUGUUUGUCGUGUAUCUGCCAGAUGCAGCACUAGACUCCCAGUCGUCUGAUGCUUGAUUGUGGCGCCGUGUCACAUGCCUUUUUACGUUGUCUUUCUUUUUCCAUCGUUGGCGGCGUCGUGUGCCUCAAUGCUCUCGGUGUCCGUGACCUCUGUUUAUCUUUUUGUUUUGUUUUUGUUUUUUUUUGUUUGUUCUUGAGAGGAAACC